AUUCAAAAUUAGGUGGAGCCGUGGAGGGCGAAGUUAGGCAAAGCAACUAAACCAACGACGAAAGGAAAGCAACUGCAAAAUGAUGAACAUCAUCAACAUUGGAUCUUCUUCUUUCCCUCCUCUACGCCCAUCUCUUUCCCAUUUCCUCUCCCUUCCUGCGCCUCCUCUCCCUCUCUCAUCCCAAUUCCAAUGACCAAAAUCUCCGGCGCCACACGGUAAACGGAAACAACCCCAUUUCUAUAUAUAUAUAUGGAUUCGUAGCUCUCCCUUCCAUUUCUAUAAAAAUCCACAGCAAUCCAUUCAACUCUCUACUCUGCUGCUUCACUCACGCCGUACUACGCCUGAUUUCUCUAUGGCCGGUCGUAAAGAUAAAGCUCAUUCAGCUCGCGUGUCUCGAGUCGUCAUCGCCAUCGCAAUCGGAGUUCUUCUUGGCUGUCUUUUUGCUUUCUUCUAUCCCCAUGGACUUCUCCGCUCUGAUCUACCCCUCCAAAACCGUCGACUCGGGAAAUCGGAGUUACAGGUUCAGUCUUCUUCCCCGUGCGAAUCUUCGGACCGGUUCAAGAACCUUAAAGCCGACGUGGUUUCAAUAUUAGGGAAGAACUCCGUGUUGGAGAAGCGUAUCAAGGAUCUUACGAGGGAGCUGAAGAUUGUGGAACAAUUAAAAGAUCAUGCUCAGAAGCAAUAUUUGGCGCUUGGCGAAAAUCACAAGGCUGGUCCAUUUGAUAGUGUCAAAGGUCUUAGAACAAAUCCCACUGUAAUCCCUGAUGAAUCCGUGAAUCCUCGACUGGCAAAGCUCCUGGAGAAAGUUGCUAUUCAGAAGGAGCUGAUUGUGACGCUUGCAAAUUCUAAUGUUAAAUCUAUGUUGGAGAUUUGGUUUACCAGCAUCCAAAAUGUCGGUAUACACAAUUAUUUGGUCGUGGCUCUGGACGACCAAACCGAAGAGUUCUGCAUAUCCCAUGAUGUUCCUGUCUACAAGAGAGAUCCAGACACGAGCAUCGACUCGGUGGGAAAGCAAGGAGGCAACCAUCAAGUCUCUGCAUUGAAGUUUCACGUUCUUAGGGAGUUCUUGCAACUGGGAUACAGUGUUCUACUCUCAGACGUUGAUAUCGUCUACUUGCAGAACCCUUUCGAUCAUCUUUACCGCGAUUCGGACGUGGAGUCGAUGAGUGAUGGUCACAACAAUAUAACAGCUUAUGGAUAUAACGAUGUAUUUGAUGAACCUGCCAUGGGUUGGGCUAGAUAUGCGCACACUAUGAGAAUAUGGGUUUACAACUCUGGUUUCUUCUUCAUUAGGCCUACACUCCCUUCAUUGGAGCUUUUGGACCGUGUUGCUGCUCGGCUUUCUCAAGAAAAGGCAUGGGACCAAGCCGUUUUCAACGAGGAACUCUUUUAUCCGUCUCGUCCCGGUCGUGAUGGUCUUCAUGCCUCCAAGAGAACCAUGGACAUGUAUCUCUUUAUGAACAGCAAGGUACUUUUCAAGACUGUUCGAAAGAACCUGAAUCUGAGACAGCUGAAACCCGUUAUUGUUCAUAUAAAUUAUCAUCCUGACAAGUAUGCUAGAAUGAAAGCAGUCGUCGAAUUCUACGUCGACGGUAAGCAAAAUGCUCUGGAUCAUUUUCCAGAUGGUUCUGAAUGAUGAAAUGCUCUUCCAACAAGCUUUACCACCAUUGCUUGAUACAAUGCAGCAGCUGCUACAAGGAGGAGUCAUCUGAUCAUCAUCCCAUGACUACAAAACAUUCUCUGUUAUUUCCUUUUCCGAGUUUUUUGUCGAUGUAUUUAUGGAAAGAACAUUUGUCAUCUGUAACGAUAAAGCUCAAAUUGAGAGACUUUUCUUCUGCAAUAGGAAAAUGUCAUUACAUAUG
This is a messenger RNA of Cucurbita pepo subsp. pepo (vegetable marrow), 1862 nucleotides long. Its product is annotated as arabinosyltransferase RRA3. Gene Ontology annotation, molecular function: glycosyltransferase activity. Lineage: Eukaryota; Viridiplantae; Streptophyta; Magnoliopsida; Cucurbitales; Cucurbitaceae. Gene Ontology annotation, biological process: root hair cell development. The record is from RefSeq and is a predicted model, not a curated record.